UUUGGAUAAACACAGUCUUGCGUCAUUGUUAUUGUGGUGGUUGAAGCUCCAGCUGCUUAUUGAUAUUUCGCCACCAUUUCGCCAAUGCUAAGGCCCCUAAAACUGUGAAACUGCAAAAUUACACCAUACAAUGUCGCUUCAGAAGGACUUGCCAUCUGACGAGAGUUUGCAAGGUUCCUGGGUUGAGCUGCACUUCAGUGGGAAUGGCUCGCAAGCUCGAGGGAGCCAGGAACAAAUCCCUACGUCCAGCCAGGAGGGCGACCUGGAGAAAAUGCUGCUAGAAGCCCAACAUGAGUCAGGCAGGAACAGCUCUAGAGGAAGCUCCCAAUGCAACAGCCCACUCAGAUCACAGACCCCACUUCUUCUGUGGAGAGGCUCAGAGGGAAACAGCUCACAGUCUGAUGAAGACUUCCAAGAGAGGAGGCGGGAAGUAGAAAACCUGAUGAAGAAAAAUGCUGACUGGAUCUGGGACUGGUCCAGUAGACCUGAGAACAAUCCACCAAAGGAGUUCCUGCUGAAGUACCCUAAGCGCUCAGCCUCUCUCAGCAUAAGGAACACCAGCGUCAUGAAGAAGGGAGGCAUUCUCUCAGCUGACUUUCUGAAGCUUUUCCUUCCUUCAUUAAUCAUUUCUCACAUACUUGCUGUUGGCUUAGGGAUAUAUAUUGGGAAGCGCCUAACUUCCCACAACACCUACUAAAGAGGUGGUAUCCUUCAUAUGACCAGCUCAGCAUGCCUUAAAAUGGGACCCACUGAAGAUCAACAGAGAUGUGGCCAAAUGAAUAUGGUCCAAUUUUGACUGAGUGCUCCACACCAGCGUGGAGAGUUCAGGAUCUGUCAUUGCUGUUUUGUGGUGUUAACCUCUAAAAACAAUAGUGUCCAAUCCUCCUCUCCUUGCUGUAGCCCCUGACCUGAAGAUAACUGUUCUGCUUAUUGCUGCUCCUUAAAACUGCAUGUUAGGGAACUGAUAUGUUGUUCUACGUUGCCUUUUUUGAAUGAAAUCAUGUUUAAGAUUGUAUUAUUUUUUAGGUCAGUGAUGGAACAAGGGAAUUGUGAGCAUCCAUGGGAUCAUUAGCUUAGAUAUUAAGUGCUUUGAUGAAUUGCAACUGUAAAUCAGCUUUUAGCUUGGUUAGUACAGAUGUGGUCCAUUCGUUGAUGGGGAAACAUGCAUGGCCCUGAUUUAUUAGUUUGUCAUUUGGGGAAAUCAUGAAAUGGAUCAUAUAACAAAGAAAAACAAAACAUGCAGAUGAACACAAUUAAAAUUUUAUUGAACUUUGGUCAAAAUAAUAAACAAGUGAAUACAUUGCCACCAUGUUAGGAAUCAAUGGACAAAGACAAUGCAUUAUUAUGUGUGUUUUAACGUCAUCAGUAUAUGUUUUGUGUAGUCAACCUUCAUUUCUGCAUUCACAACUAGAGAUAAGAUCCACAUUUCCAAUAUGCGGCUCUAAUUUGGGUGACAUCCCUAAUAAAUGAAUAAGGGCACA
Messenger RNA from Melanotaenia boesemani (Boeseman's rainbowfish), 1481 nucleotides. RefSeq names its product BCL2 interacting protein 4 (gene bnip4). The transcript has 6 exons. NCBI's taxonomy places the organism in Eukaryota, Metazoa, Chordata, Actinopteri, Atheriniformes, Melanotaeniidae. The record is from RefSeq and is a predicted model, not a curated record. Gene Ontology annotation, biological process: positive regulation of apoptotic process; mitochondrial outer membrane permeabilization. The coding region runs from base 131 to 697 and encodes 188 amino acids. Gene Ontology annotation, cellular component: mitochondrial outer membrane; mitochondrial envelope; nucleus.